Drosophila hydei is the source of this 3739-nucleotide messenger RNA. RefSeq lists its product as uncharacterized. Lineage: Eukaryota; Metazoa; Arthropoda; Insecta; Diptera; Drosophilidae. Bases 150 to 3230 code for a protein of 1026 amino acids. The transcript is spliced from 3 exons. The record is from RefSeq and is a predicted model, not a curated record.
CAGUUGAGAAACCUGCCAAGAGCAGGUCGUUGGUUGUUUCUGGGUUCGGCAAAUAGUUAGUCGAGCUCUGGCGUUUCCACGGCGCACAAAAUAGAAAAAUUAAACGAAAUUUUGUCGCAUUAGACGCUCAUCAAGUUGAAAUAUUGUUAAUGUUUCGUUUGUACGAGCUGUACUCGCUGUAUCUGAAGAAAAUGGCCAGCUACGGAACGUCGCCCACCUGGUGUCUCUGUGAGAAAUUGCCGCGCUCCAUUCUGCACAUAGCUCCGACUCCGGAGCUUUGGUGCGAGGUGUGCGGCAGGCGUCGACGUCCACGCGCCUGCAUCAGCUCGUCCAGCGAUGAGGAGGAGAAGGCGGCGAUGCGGCAGCAAAUGCUGGCGGAGCGCCGGCGCAACGAAGAGGCGCGCCAGGGCGCAGUGCGUGUCAAGGUGGCCAUGAGCGCCAAGAAGCCGCAGCCCAGGCGCAAGGCACAUUGCUUGAAAUGUGGCGGAGAGCCAAAGCCGCCAGUGGGUCAAGAGGGUGUACCACCGUCUCCACCACAGCAGCAGCAACAGCAGCCGCAGGUGAAGUCCAGAUGCAACAACAGCAACAAAAACAAUAAAUUAUACAUGGGACGCUUUGGCCAUUUUCGCAAGCCGCAGCGUUUGCAGCCUAAGCAGCGUAGGAGCGAGGAUGUUGCAGUCGAGGUAAAGCAGGUCGAAGCUGAUCCCGAGCUAACGGCACCGCCGCCGCCACCAUCGCCACCACCAUCGCCGCCGGCUUGUCCCGCCAAGGCCACUGAGUCGCUGUGGGAGCAGCCCACUGAGGAUAUGCCCAAUCUGGUGGCAUUUGCGCACGAGGUAUUCAAUCGGCCCUUGCAUCUGCGCAAGCGUCAGCCCAGCUUUUAUGAUAAUCUCUUUGUCAGCGAUUUUAUACCGCUGGACAAGCCGAUUACGGAUGCGGCCGGCGGCGCCAUAUCCAAGCGACGCAGAAUCUUUGGACGUCCUCUGCGCUCGCAUUGCAGCCGCCCACUGCCGCCACUAUCGCAAGUCCUGUCCGAAAUAUUGGCCAAGCAGAAGGUGCGUGCUAAGGGUGGCGGCCUGGCGCCCAAGGAGGAGAAGCCCAAUGGCAGCAAUGUCGCCACACAAUUCUCGCCGUUCGAAAUAUACGAGGGACCCUCGGAGGAUGCACUGGUUGUGGAUAGCGCACGGCUCAUGCUGCGCCAGCCCAAGGCGUUGCAUAUCAAGCAGCGCGUCGAUUUGCCGCCGACGCGGCUGCCUAGCUUCGAAUCGGAGCCAAGCAGCGACUGCUCCUCAUCGUCGCCCUUUGACGUGCCCACGGCGCCGCCGGCGGAGCGACAACGCCACAACUACAGCGUUGGCGCUCCUCUGCGACUGCACGAGAUGAUGAAGGCGGUGGCCCACUCAGGUCUGUCCGAUAGCAGCGCGUCCAGCAGCAGCACGAGCAGCAGCAGCCAUAAGAGCGUCAGCUCCACACUGCCCGUGCAUCAGCAGUCGGUACGCAGUCGCGGCGGAGAGGAGCCGCCCCACGCUGAGGAGAAGCCGGCCGCCGAGCCCGAAAUGCUGCCCAUUUCAAUUAUUGAGAAAAUCCUGUGGCUAAUGGAACAGAAACCACCUGCAGAGCCUGGGCCAACGACUCCCCUGACGGACGACGCCUUGCACCACAUGUCCCUUAUCGACAAGCAGGAGGAACAUAUCGAGAAUAGUCACAAGGAGUCCUUCAAGGGUCUGCUGCAGUUCAUGAAAAGCUUACAGAUCACCGAGACCAACGACAGCGACGAGACACGUUCAGAAAUCUUAAAGAACGAUGAUGAUGAAGAGUUCAAGCUUUUAGAUCUUCCCAUGACAACAACCGAAUUACACCAACCAAAUGACAUGUCAAACGAAUUGCCUUUAAAUUCUACAAAUAAAUCAGCAGGUGAUGAAAAGUAUCCGAACCAAGCUUACUCAACUGACAAUCGCAGAGCUAAGGUCGAACGGGGGGGUUUAGCGCCAAAGAAGGCGGGGCACACCAGCUCAAACGGCCGCAACUCAAUGUGGUCCAUGCUCGGUGGUUUCUUUGCUAUCGAACGAUGCAAUGAGCAUGAGGAAUCGAAGCCACUGAACGAUGUCAGAAAACUUCACUAUGGAGCCAUCAACUCCGAACAGACCUCCAAAGAACUGACUCGCAGCAAUCAGAGCUGUCAGAAAUGUGGCUUGAAUCGCAGAAAUAAAAAGAAAUUGAUGAAUGAGAGCAGACAGCGCAAGCCAAACAGUUGCAAUGGCGGGCAUAAGCCUGGCUGUGGGCAACUUUCAACAACAGACUCCAGUUCUCAGAUUGAACCAAAUGUUGAGCCCAAUCAAGUUUCUGCCCAAGAACUUGAGCCAAGUAUUAUUAUGGAUAGGCAAACAGUUGAGGAAGAGGAGCUCAACAUGGAAAUCGCUGUUGAAUCUGCUCAUAAGACGCAUUUAACAAAUGAUCCAGCUCCAUUUCCAACGCCCACACACUCCACAGUAACUGGUUCCACACUCUACGAAUCGUGUUAUGGCAUUUCAACGCCCGCAAACCUGCCCCAGACACCUGAGACCAGAAACCAAAUGCUGCGAAAACUGUUGCAUAAACUGCAGGAAAACGCGAGUCGGAGACAGCCAAGGCUAUAUCAUGUCGUAAAGACCAUGGCGACGAUUCAAUAUGCCAGCAGUGAGAUAAUCAAGCCCAAAAUGUUGGCAACCAGCACGCCGCGCACGGCUCAAAUGGAACAGUAUACUCUAAGUCCCACCACUGUCAAGACUCCUGCCGUGGGCAUCUACGAGUUCCGAACUCCAGAUAUUCAAUCAUUCGAGCUGGCCGAAAGGAAAAGUAGUGCAAAGGACGUGGAAGCGCUUUUUACGCCUGUCGCCUACACGGCAACCUCUUCCCCAACUGCUGGCUCCUCAGUAGCAAGCAAAGUUUUCGAACAUAAGAAAAAAUAUAACUCGCCCGUGUGGCCAGCCCAUCCGUUCAAGCACAGAAAACGCAGCAUCUACUUCGAAGCCGUGCAGCUGAAAAUUAAUGAUUCGAUUGAUAAAUAUGAAAAUCAAAAUUCUAUAAACGACUCCGAAUCCAAAGAGCAGCAACAUCCAAAGCAACGCAGAGGAGCAUAUCGUGAUACGUGGAUAGUAGACGAAGUGGUGCAUCAAAAAAUCAAUGAAAUGAUGACGAAGCCUAUAAAGCUGCUAACAGUGAAUGAUACAGCAGAAAUACAAUCUCAAUAAAGGAGAAAUUUAGAAAAAAAAAUUUAAAUAUAGAUUCAGAUACUUAGAAACAGAAAUUUUAGGUGUGAAUUAACAAAAAGCUUAGAACGCGUUCUUUUUAACGGACUUAAGAACUAUGCAAACUGUUUGACUUAUUUAUAGGCAAACCACGAACUCUACAAAAUAAGUGUGAAGCCGCGUCUGUCUUGUGCUGAUAUAACGUGAUAUAUUGUUCAGAUAAAAUAUUUUCAUAUAUAAAAUUCAGAAAAUGUACGAUGCACAUAGCCCAAAGAAACUCCCUAAAAGCUUCCCUGAACCUAUGCAACGUCAAAUUGGUGCAGCCAACUACUUGAGUGUCUGUGCCAGCAUCGUUUUUUGGUUCACAUAUUGCUUAGCAUAUGGCCUGAUCGUGCUAGCGGGCGUAACAGUAAUAUUUGGCGUGCUCAGUCCAGGCUUUGUCUGGUACUGGCUGAAUCACUGGCUGGAUCAAUAUCAUAUCGAGCGUCAAUUUAAGGACGAGCUAUAAACUA